Xenopus laevis (African clawed frog) is the source of this 518-nucleotide messenger RNA. It is a transcript of the gene tbrg1.S, whose product is annotated as transforming growth factor beta regulator 1-like. The coding region runs from base 156 to 437 and encodes 93 amino acids. The transcript has 3 exons. The record is from RefSeq and is a predicted model, not a curated record. NCBI's taxonomy places the organism in Eukaryota, Metazoa, Chordata, Amphibia, Anura, Pipidae.
CACCUAGAUAUAUUGUUUUUUCUUGCAACAUCAGAGACAAAAGGUUUUCAGCACUGGAUCUUGCAGGAGCAUACUUCUUUGGAUUUACUCACCCUACUAUUCAUAAUUUGAUACAGAGUUGCCCUGGAGCACGGAAAUGUACAGGUUACCAGUGGAUGAAGUUUGAAGUAUGCAAAGCUGGCGAAGAGCAAGUUCCUUGUGACAUUUCUGAAAGCAGCCCUUCAGUUAACUUUGAAGCCUUUCAAAGACAAAGUUUUGAAGCAAUUAAAAAUAGUAAUGUCUUAACAGGAACUUUGGAUCUUCCAGAAAUACAUGCUUCACAUGAUUAUAUAUCUACUUACCAGGAGAUCUUCUUAUCGCAUUCCCAACUGGCAUCAAGCAUGCAGCAUAUGAAGUCGCCUUCUAAUCAGUACAGCCCAUCCAGGUCUUCUGAAUAAAGCUGAAAAAUACAAAAUAUUAUUUAUUGCAUUGUAUGUUGACAUUUCUUCCCAGUGUUUAUAUAAAAGCUGAAGGAACUG